AUGUUUGCCAAGAAUAAUGCAGCAGUAACAUUAAUAGGACAAGUUAACAAAGCUGAAAGACGAUCAGCUACUGUAGGUUCACAAUUAGAGGCUAAUGUUGCAUUGAAUGCAACUGGUAAUAGUCCUACUGCUGGGGUUAUUAAAGCUACUGCUGCACAUGUUGAUCUAACUGAAAAAACAACUCAGUUAAUAGAUAAUGCAGUGCAAUAUGAGGAGCAGGAACUUGAAGAUGUUGAUGUUGUGAGAAGUGCAGAUGCUACAGGUUUGAAGGCAAGUGUUGGGCUCUUUAAUGAAAGGGUUAUGACUUCUGUUGCUGGGGUUAUUGACAAUUCAAAUACAACACAUGCUUCAGCUCCUAUCGUGCCACUAGAUGAGAUUGCUCUUGGGGCGUAUAGUGCAACAGAAAGAGGUAUUCUUGUUAGUUGUUCUGCAGGCAAUAGUGGUCCAUCCCAACGUACUGUAGCAAAUGACGCCCCUUGGAUUCUCACAGUUGGCGCUAGCACUCAUGAUAGAAAACUAAAGGCCACUGUUAAGCUUGGAAAUAAAGAAGAAUUUGAAGGAGAAUCCGCUUAUCAUCCAAAGACUUCAAACUCAACAUUCUUCACUCUAUUUGAUGUUGAAAAGAUAGUACAUGAGCAAUUCGAUGCCCCUUUCUGCGUACCAGGGUCACUCACUGACCCUUCUAUAAGAGGAAAGAUAGUCGUGUGCCUGGUUGGUGGUGGAGUUAGCAGGGUUAAUAAAGGACAAGUUGUAAAGGAUGCUGGAGGUGUUGGCAUGAUUCUCAUCAAUAAUCCAAACGAUGGUGUUACUAAAUCAGCUGAAGCUCAUGUCCUUCCAGCAUUGGAUGUUUCAGAUGCAGAUGGAAAGAAAAUUCUUGCCUACAUAAACUCAACGUCGAAUCCUGUUGCUGCAAUCACCUUCCGUGGAACUGUACUUGGAGAUAAAAAUGCUCCUAUAGUUGCUUCAUUUUCUUCUCGAGGACCAAGCGAAGCAAGUCGUGGCAUCUUGAAACCUGAUAUUAUUGGUCCUGGUGUUAAUGUCCUUGCUGCUUGGCCUACCUCAGUAGAUAACAACAAAAACACAAAAUCAACGUUCAAUAUUAUAUCCGGAACCUCAAUGUCUUGCCCUCACCUUAGUGGUAUAGCAGCUCUCCUGAAGAGCGCGCAUCCUGAUUGGUCUCCUGCUGCUAUUAAGUCCGCAAUCAUGACAACAACUUAUACAUUAAACCUUGCCAAGAAUCCAAUAUUAGAUGAAAGGCUCAUUCCUGCUGAUAUCUUUGCCAUUGGUGCAGGACAUGUUAAUCCAUCGAGAGCAAAUGAUCCAGGACUAGUUUAUGAUACCCCAUUUGAGGACUAUGUUCCUUAUUUAUGUGGUUUGAACUACACAAAUCGAGAGGUAGGUAAAUUGUUACAAGGCAAGGUGAAUUGUUCGGAGGUGAAAAGUAUCCCUGAAGCGCAACUAAAUUAUCCUUCAUUUUCCAUCAGACUUAGAUCAACUCCUCAAACAUAUACCAGAACUGUGACCAAUGUUGGUAACGCGACAUCAAUUUACAAAGUAGAAAUAGUUUCACCAAAAGGAAUUGCAGUGAAAGUUAAACCCUCCAAGCUAAACUUCUCUAUAUUAAACCAGAAAUUGACAUACCAAGUGACAUUUACCAAGACAACCAAUAACUCAGACAGAGAAGUUGGUCAGGGAUUCUUGAAAUGGAAUUCUAAUAGGCACUCAGUAAGCAGUCCAAUUGCAGUUGUAUUGUUAGUGGAAUGAAAUUGUUGUAUUUUUUUUUUUUUUUUUUGUGAUUCCAUGACCAAUGUACUUGUAGUAAUGCUUUCAAUCUAAAAUGUAGAAUAAGUGCAGAAAGUACUCACAUUUGAUUAUAGUGGAAUGUUGUUCUUUUCGGUA
Nicotiana tabacum (common tobacco) is the source of this 1899-nucleotide messenger RNA. Lineage: Eukaryota; Viridiplantae; Streptophyta; Magnoliopsida; Solanales; Solanaceae. The record is from RefSeq and is a predicted model, not a curated record.